CACUUUCUCUAUCCUCUCACGCCCACUCUCUCUCUCUCUCUCCUCGCCAUUUCCAUUUUCGGUUUUUCUUUUCCUUUCCCGUUUUCAGUCAACUCGAUAGAUACUUUAUAGAAACAGAUACAAGAGAGAGAAAGAAGAGAGAGAGAGAGAGAAAAAAAAAAUAUCCUCAUUUUUUCCUUUCUGCAAAUCACAGAAGAGAGAGAGAGAGAGAGAGAGAAAGCGCAAGGGUUUGCGAUUUGAAGAAGAAUCGUUGAGAGGAAUAAGAAAAUGAGAGAAAUAAUAAGCAUACAUAUAGGUCAAGCUGGGAUUCAGGUCGGGAAUUCAUGCUGGGAGCUUUAUUGCCUCGAGCAUGGCAUUCAGCCCGAUGGCGUAAUGCCUAGCGAUAACUCUGUGGGAGUAGCACACGAUGCGUUCAAUACGUUCUUUAGUGAAACCGGGUCAGGAAAGCAUGUUCCAAGAGCUAUAUUUGUUGAUCUUGAACCCACUGUUAUCGAUGAAGUUAGAACAGGAACUUACCGCCAGCUUUUCCACCCCGAACAGCUUAUUUCCGGAAAGGAAGAUGCUGCCAACAACUUCGCCAGAGGCCAUUAUACAGUGGGAAAGGAGAUUGUGGAUCUAUGUUUGGAUAGAGUUAGGAAGUUGGCUGAUAACUGCACCGGUUUGCAAGGGUUUUUGGUCUUUAGUGCUGUAGGCGGUGGUACAGGUUCUGGAUUGGGUUCCUUGCUACUCGAACGGCUUUCUGUUGAUUAUGGAAAAAAGUCAAAGCUCGGUUUCACCAUCUAUCCUUCUCCACAGGUUUCCACUGCAGUUGUUGAGCCUUACAACAGUGUUCUUUCAACACACUCCCUUCUCGAACACACAGAUGUUUCGGUUCUUUUGGACAACGAAGCUAUUUACGAUAUUUGCCGGAGGUCUUUAGAUAUCGAGAGGCCCACGUAUACCAAUUUGAACCGUUUGAUUUCUCAAAUCAUUUCUUCACUAACUACUUCACUAAGGUUUGAUGGAGCCAUAAAUGUAGAUAUUACAGAGUUCCAGACCAACCUUGUACCAUAUCCACGUAUCCAUUUCAUGCUCUCGUCAUACGCCCCUGUGAUCUCAGCUGCAAAAGCGUACCACGAGCAAUUAUCGGUACCUGAAAUUACGAAUGCAGUGUUUGAGCCAUCGAGUAUGAUGGCGAAGUGCGAUCCGAGACAUGGGAAAUACAUGGCUUGUUGUUUGAUGUACCGUGGAGAUGUUGUACCUAAGGAUGUCAAUGCUGCUGUUGGAACCAUCAAAACCAAAAGGACUGUUCAGUUUGUUGACUGGUGCCCAACUGGCUUUAAGUGUGGAAUUAACUAUCAACCUCCGACAGUUGUACCUGGUGGUGAUCUUGCUAAAGUACAACGAGCUGUGUGCAUGAUCAGCAAUAACACUGCUGUUGCAGAAGUGUUUUCGCGUAUUGAUCACAAAUUCGAUCUCAUGUACGCUAAAAGGGCGUUUGUUCAUUGGUAUGUCGGUGAGGGAAUGGAAGAGGGUGAGUUUAGCGAAGCCCGUGAAGAUUUGGCUGCUCUCGAAAAAGAUUACGAAGAAGUUGGUGCAGAGGGUGUUGAUGAAGAAGAGGAAGGUGAAGACUAUUAAAUGUAAUUGGCAUUUUCUUUUUUCAAUAUUUUUACCAUCAUAUUGCAAGGGUUGCCUUCUAUUCUUACCUUAAUUUGUGUAUUAUCGUCGUUUACGGAUUGCUUGUGUGUGUGUUUUUUUCCUUUUGUAAGAAAAAACUUGUGUUUAUUCCUGAGUGUUGAAAGUUUCUAUUAAUGAUAUCAUAGAAUGUGUUGAUU
This is a messenger RNA of Erythranthe guttata (spotted monkey flower), 1814 nucleotides long. RefSeq names its product tubulin alpha-5 chain. Gene Ontology annotation, molecular function: structural constituent of cytoskeleton; GTP binding. Lineage: Eukaryota; Viridiplantae; Streptophyta; Magnoliopsida; Lamiales; Phrymaceae. Gene Ontology annotation, biological process: microtubule-based process. Gene Ontology annotation, cellular component: microtubule. The record is from RefSeq and is a predicted model, not a curated record.